Messenger RNA from Cyprinus carpio (common carp), 2006 nucleotides. Its product is annotated as potassium/sodium hyperpolarization-activated cyclic nucleotide-gated channel 2. Gene Ontology annotation, biological process: transmembrane transport; potassium ion transport. Gene Ontology annotation, cellular component: membrane. The transcript has 4 exons. NCBI's taxonomy places the organism in Eukaryota, Metazoa, Chordata, Actinopteri, Cypriniformes, Cyprinidae. The record is from RefSeq and is a predicted model, not a curated record. Gene Ontology annotation, molecular function: voltage-gated potassium channel activity. The annotation marks the transcript as partial.
UUACAGGCCAAAUCUGAUCCGGUGAAUGACAUGGACCGGAAUGAGCUCUCGCCCGGUUCGGAUGUCGCCAUGUCGAAGAAAGCGGCCCAUAAGAGCGCGCCCGCGUACCACUGCACCGGGAACAGCACCGCCAAGAGUUGCCUGGACUCCAACUCGGAUGCCGCCGGUUCGAACCUGAAACCCAAUCACGUCGCCAUGGAGGAGACGGACGACGCGGAGAAGGAGUCCAAGUUUCAGCAUCCGCGGCUGAGAAGAGCAGGAGGAGGGAGCAGCAUCCAGAUCAAGAGCUGCACACCGGGAGGAGGAGGGGGAGGUGGAGGAGGAGGAGGAGGAGGAGGCGCGUCCAGGAGCUCUACUUCCACUGAUGCGCGCCCGGGUGAUGCUGAUGCUGCUGCUGCGGGUCGCCACGACACCGUCAAGGGCGGAGGAGGAGGAGGCAAAGCGUCUACCGUAGUGGCCACCGUUACGGUAGAGGCUUGUAAUGCUGCCGAGGGUGACGGCAAUCCUUCAGCACCGCUUUCCAGCAUGAAAUGCAACAAGAACGGGGGGUGCAGGCGGGUCUCCGGCACCGGGAGCCUCCGGUCCAUCAUGUCCAAGCCGGACGGGAGCAAGCGGGCAGCGUGCAAUUCAAUGACCAGCAUGGACGCGGCCAGCACGCAGGGGCAAGACGCCUCGAACCCCGGGGUCCCGGAGAAGAAGGAUUCCAAAGUGUCCUUUUCCAACGCCUCCAGCAGGAAAGCCUCGUCCUCCAUCCACGGCGCGCAGCAGCCCCGGAACUCGGUGACCUUCCUCAAAUCCGAAGAUGGAGCUCAGGAGGACGGCGAGACGCGGGGCAGCCAGGCGAGCUUCAUGCAGCGGCAGUUCAGCAGCAUGUUGCAGCCCGGGGUCAAUAAAUUCUCCCUGCGCAUGUACGGGAGCCAGAAGGCGGUGGAGAAGGAGCAGGAGCGCGUGAAAUCGGCGGGCAACUGGAUCAUUCACCCCUACAGCGACUUCAGGUUCUACUGGGAUUUCACCAUGCUUCUCUUCAUGGUGGGCAACCUGAUCAUUAUUCCCGUUGGCAUCACCUUCUUCAAAGACGAGACGACCACGCCAUGGAUCCUCUUCAACGUGGUCUCUGACACCUUCUUCCUCAUGGACCUGGCGCUCAACUUCCGCACGGGCAUCAUUAUCGAGGACAAUUCCAACAUCAUCCUGGACCCCAAGACCAUCAAGAAGACGUACCUGAAGACCUGGUUUAUUGUGGACUUUGUCUCAUCCAUUCCGGUGGAUUAUAUCUUCCUGAUCGUGGAGAAGGGCAUAGACUCAGAGGUGUAUAAGACGGCGCGAGCCCUGAGGAUUGUGCGUUUCACUAAAAUCCUGAGCUUGCUGAGGCUGCUGCGUCUCUCUCGGCUUAUCCGCUACAUUCACCAGUGGGAAGAGAUCUUCCAUAUGACGUAUGACCUGGCGAGCGCAGUGAUGCGGAUUAUUAACCUGAUAGCGAUGAUGCUGUUGCUGUGUCACUGGGACGGGUGCCUGCAGUUUCUGGUGCCCAUGCUGCAAGACUUCCCCUCCGACUGCUGGGUCUCCCUCAACAAGAUGGUGAACGACACGUGGAGUGAGCUGUACUCGUUUGCCGUGUUUAAAGCCAUGAGUCACAUGUUGUGCAUAGGUUACGGUCGUCAAGCUCCGGAGAGUCUCUCUGAUAUCUGGCUGACGAUGCUCAGCAUGAUCGUCGGUGCCACCUGCUACGCCGUCUUCAUCGGACAUGCCACUGCCCUCAUCCAAUCUCUGGACUCCUCACGACGCCAGUACCAGGAGAAGGUAAAGCAACUGUGAAAGCACGUGGAAUUAAUCGACUAAUAAAACAAAUAGUUGCAGAUGUAAGCUUCAUAAGGGAGGUGCAGUUGCCAAAUGAAUCCUUCUGUGGAUUCUGUUUGAAUUAGAACUGAGUCUAAAUCAGAAUCAUAAUUAACUCACUUAAUGAAUCAAUGUGUCACUUCGGCGGCCAUCUGGGAAACAACCUUGGG